Molecule: messenger RNA, 1182 nt
Organism: Colossoma macropomum (tambaqui)
Lineage: Eukaryota; Metazoa; Chordata; Actinopteri; Characiformes; Serrasalmidae
Gene: psmc3ip
Product: PSMC3 interacting protein
Exons: 8
Coding region: 243-884 (213 amino acids)
Biological process (GO): homologous chromosome pairing at meiosis; meiotic strand invasion involved in reciprocal meiotic recombination; meiotic joint molecule formation
Cellular component (GO): condensed nuclear chromosome; DNA recombinase auxiliary factor complex
Molecular function (GO): double-stranded DNA binding; recombinase activator activity
Source: RefSeq, a predicted model, not a curated record
AACAGCAUGCUAGCGUUCUAAAUAGUAUGUAAAAAUUAGUGCACUCCCUUCAGAAGCCCCGUCAGUAGUGUAGUAUGAAUAGUACGGAUAGUAUGCAGUUUUGGACGCAGCCUAAACGAUACACGUCGCAGUGCCGGAUGUGACGUUCUGACCCCCACACAGCUACGCAGAGCGGGAAACUCGAGAGGAGUAAACAGAGAAAGACCGGCGAAGUUUGUUUUCUGAUCGUAUUUGGAUUAAAGAUGAGCAAAAAGGACUCUGGAUGUGCUGACAUUAUCCUCACCUACUUGAAUGAGAAGAACCGACCCUACAGUGCCCAGGAUGUGUUUGGUAACCUGCAGAAACAGCAUGGCCUUGGCAAAACGGCUGUGGUGAAAGCCAUGGAGCAGCUGGCCCAGGAGGGUAAGAUCAGAGAGAAGGUCUACGGCAAGCAGAAGAUCUACUUUGCUGAUCAGUCUCAGUUUGCUGAUGUAAGUGAUGCUGAUCUGAAGGAGAUGGACCGUCGCAUCACAGAACUCAGCAGCCAAGUGCAGACAGUCUCCCAGGACUGCAGGCAGCUUGAUGCAGAGCUGAAAGAGCUGAACAGCUCGUUGACCACAGCAGAGAUGACAUCACAGAUCCAGGAGCUGAAAGCUGAGUGUGAAGGCUACAAAGAACGUCUAAACAAAAUCAAAUCAGCUACAAAUCACGUCACCCCUGCAGAGAGGGAAAAGGUUUACAAGGAGAGAUGCCUGUUUGUGAAAGAGUGGAAGAAACGAAAGAGACUGGCGUCUGAUAUGAUGGGAGCCAUUCUUGAGGGUUACCCAAAGAGCAAGAAGCAGUUUCUGGAGGAGGUUGGGGUUGAAACCGAUGAGGACCAUAAAGUGGCCAUUCCUAACAUCUGAUGCUGAAUGCUGUUUUGACUGGGUAACCAUGGACACCGGUUGCCAGGGCACCACCAGGACAGUAAGACGUGAGGCACCCAGGACAGCGAAGCGUUUACUGAGCAGGUCUGUCCACACCGUGAUGGGCCACCACACUGAAAAAGUACUGCACUGAACUUGAUUCAAAUGUGUAAAUAAUUUCACAUGCAAAGGUUUGGAGUUUGUUUUGUUGAUUUUUCCAGUCAGCAUCCUCUACUGGGAACACACUUGUGUACAUUUUAAUGCAUGAUUACUGUUUAUUUGUAUUUAACAUUAAAAA